AGGCGGGACUUCUUGUGCCACGUUGAUGGAGACCCGUGGAGACGUGGAAUUCUCCUGGACCGCCGCUAACUCCGAUCAGGAAUCUCAUACAACCAAGACAGGCAAAGCUUUAGGUUACCGAGUAAAGUUUUAAAACCAUUGUUGACAGCUUGAAUGAGUUUGUGCAUGCUCGUGAGCAGUGCUAAGAGGGAAGGAUGAAGCUAAAAGAGAUUAACCGCACCGCCAUCCCAGCUUGGAGCCCAGCUCAGCAGCACCCGAUUUACUUAGCUGCAGGAACUUCCGCUCAGCAGCUCGAUGCUACGUUUAGCACCAAUGCCUUACUGGAGAUUUUCGAACUGGACCUGGUUGAGCCUGCAUUGGCCAUGAAGUCAUGUGGUGCUUUCUCCUCACCUCACAGAUACCACAAGCUUGUUUGGGGACCACAUGGCGUUAAUGACCAGGGCCUGCUUUCUGGAGUUCUUAUAGCUGGAGGAGAGACUGGUAACAUCAUUCUCUAUGAUCCUGCCAAGAUCAUUGCUGGUGACAGUGAAGUGGUCAUCACUGAGAGUGAUAAACACACAGGGCCUGUACGAGCGCUAGAUGUCAACUCAUUUCAGACAAAUCUGGUUGUGUCUGGAGGUAAUGAGUCGGAGAUCUACAUCUGGGAUUUGAACAGCUUCAGUACGCCAAUGACUCCAGGACCGAAGUCACAGCCUCUGGAGGACAUUAGCUGCGUAGCAUGGAACUGCCAGGUGCAACACAUCCUUGCCUCAGCCAGCCCCAGCGGCAGAGCCUCCAUCUGGGACCUUAGGAAAAAUGAUCUCAUUAUCAAAGUCAGCGACCACAGCAACAGGAUGCAUUGCUCUGGUCUGGCAUGGAACCCAGAGGUUGCCACUCAGCUGGUUUUAGCCUCUGAAGAUGACCGAAUGCCUGUCAUCCAAAUGUGGGAUCUGCGUUUUGCUACCUCCCCUCUCAAAGUCCUAGAGAACCACACAAGGGGUGUUUUGGCAAUUGCUUGGAGUUUGGCUGACCCGGAGUUGCUGCUGAGUUGUGGGAAAGAUAACCGUAUCCUCUGCUGGAAUCCGAACACUGCUGAGGUCCUGUAUGAGCUUCCAAGCUCACAGUGGUGCUUUGACAUCCAGUGGUGCCCCAGGAACCCAGCUCUUCUGUCUGCUGCUUCUUUUGAUGGGCGUAUCAGCAUCUGCUCAAUCAUGGGAGGCAAUAACGAUGCUGUCAACAGUGCCCAGGCUGAUCAGGUAAGUUCCUCGUUUGCCAACAUGGAUCCCUUUGGCACAGGCCAGACAUUGCCCCCGCUGCAGCUGCCUCAAACCAGCAGCGCUAACAGCACCGUCAUACCACUGAAGAAACCACCCAAAUGGAUCCGUAGACCAGUGGGGGCUUCCUUUGCGUUUGGUGGUAAACUUGUCUCACUGGAAAACAUCAAACCGACGCCACAGCAACCCCAGCACCCCUUGGCCCACGUCGUCCACGUUAGCCAGGUUGUCACAGAUACAGAUUUUUUGGAUCGCUCAAACCAACUUCAGGCCACUCUCACUGCCGGAAGCUUUGUGGAAUUCUGCCAGAGAAAGAUUGAAGUUGCGCAAAACGAGUUUGAGAAGACUAUUUGGGCUUUCCUAAAGGUCCAUUUUGAAGAUGAUGCCCGGGGCAAAUACUUGGAACUUCUGGGAUACAAGAAGGAGGAACUAGCGCUGAAGAUUGCUUCAGCGUUAGAAAGGAAAGACCUCAAGUCAGAUGAAGGCAAUGAGAGUUCCUCUACUUCUGUACUCGACCCUGCCACCAUACCUGAUUGUGAUCCUACACCUGGACUAGAUAUCAUUCCAUUUCCCAAGCUUGACCCCUCUGCUUUUGCCCCACUCAGACAUUAUGAAAUUCUGCAUGGGGAACCUGCAUACCAGCCAUUGGUUGAGCUUGGUGUGCAGGUUCUGAAAGAACCAUUACUUGAUCUCACACCUGAUUCCUCUGGCGAUCAUGUUCUUGACCUCAAAGCCAAACCUGAGCCUUCCCUUUCAUCUGUGUCUCUGCUCGAUUUCACCCCACCGUCUGACCUCAUCCCACCAUCUGAUCUCGUAUCUGCUUUUGCACCAGCAUAUCCUGUUGAACCAUCUCCUGAUAUGACACAGCAGGUUGACCAGUUUAUAUCUGAAGCCCAGCCACAGCUGGUGCCUACAAUUGCACCUUCUGGUGCUUUACAUGAGCCUGAGUAUGAUGUGGUUUCUCUAGAUCAAGAGACUUUAACACACUCUGUGCCUGCCCUAGCUCCACAAGAGACUGAGAUAGAUUUACCGGUAGUCGAUCUUCAGCUGUCAGCACCAGCUUUAGAUCCAUGUUGUCAUCCUGAAUCAAAGGUAGUUCCACCAUGCAUCGGUGAUGACUUUGCAUCAGCAACAGUUCUAGACCCUGUUAUUGAACAACCACAGUCAAUGCCAUUAUUAACUCCACUUGGAGAUGCAGAAGAACCAGUGUUAAUACCUGCUGUUGAACAGCAACAGUCUCGUUCAUCUCCUGACCUCACAGAUGAGGCUGGACUUCAGUUAGAAUUUGCAACUCCAACAUCCCUCCAGCAUGUACCAAGCUUCUUACCUCAGCUUGACCCACAGCCUGUUCCCAUGUUUACCCCACCCAUUAUGACACAGCAACCUGAAACGGGCUUGACUCCAACGGAUGAGUUAGACGUUGCACCCCAGACGGACUUCACUCUUCCUGUUAACGGUCAGCCAGAAUCUGAGCUGGAUCUGAAUAUUACACCGUUAGUUGAAGGGGAAUCCAAGGAUGUGGUCCAAACUGCCAAUACAAGUAAAGAAGAGUCAACCCUGCCGGAGGAGGUGGAAGAGAAUGGAGACAUAACAGCAGAAGAUGCCCCUGCAGCCGAGGAGAGCCCAGAGCUUGCAGAGAUUCCUGUUGCUGAAGAGAAACCUGUUCCGCAGAUCCCAUCUAACAUCAAAGUUAAUCAAGAUGUAGAUAGACUGAUCACCCAAGCACUUAUCAUUGGGGACUUUGAGGCUGCAGUCAGCCUUUGUCUCCACGACGACCGGAUGGCAGAUGCAAUCAUCCUAGCCAUCGCGGGUGGACCAGAGCUUCUUGAAAAAACCCAGAAGAAAUACUUGACGAAAUCUCAAAGCAAAAUUGGCAAGCUCAUCAGUGCUGUAGUUAUGAGGGACUGGUUGAAUAUACUUGAGACAUGUGAUCUUCAGAACUGGAAGGAGGCUCUGGCUGCAGUCAUAACCUAUGCCAAACCUGAGGAGUUUUCCUCCCUAUGUGGGCUGCUGGGCUCCAGGCUGGAGGCUGCUGAAGACUCUGCUCUGCAGGCAGAGGCCUGUCUUUGUUACAUCUGCGCUGGUAGUGUAGAGCAGCUGGUGUCUUGCUGGUCCAAAGCACAAGAUUCUAGCAGCCCUCUCUUACUGCAGGACCUGGUGGAAAAAGUGGUGAUACUGCGGCAGGCUGUGGAGAAGACUCAGAGUGGAGUGGCCCCUGCUGUAGGCACCCUGUUGGCAGAAAAGAUGAGUCAGUAUGCCGGCCUGCUGGCCUCCCAAGGCAGCCUGCAAACCGCCAUCUCCUACCUGCCCACCAACACAGAUCAGGUUGCAGUGCAGCAAUUGCGAGAGCGUCUGAGCAGAGCACUGGGUCAGCAUGGAUCAGCGCCUGUACACAACAGACAUCCGGUUUCUCGUGCUGCUGUGCCUCAGCAAACCUACACACAAGUCCAACCUCAGACUCAACCACUGCCUCCUCAGCCCACUCCGGCGGCUCCUACACAACAGUAUUACCAACAGGUUAGGGCUGCCUCUACUGUCACUUCCUGGAGUAACCAAACCCCAACCGUUCUGCCCAGUGCCCCUCGUCCACUAGCCCCAGCCAAAGACCUGCAGAGUGAGCCAAAGCCAGCAGCUUUCCCUUUGCAGGCUCCAGUGAGCGCAAGUCCUGCUGCCUCCAAUGCGUUCAUGUACUCGCAGCAGUACCAGACCUACCCCCAGGUCCAGCAGUUCACGCCUAGCGCUGGGGGACCAGCAAUCUAUCAACCUCUCCAGUACUCCUCCUCUACAUCUGCUCCUCUUCCUCCUCCACCUUCAUCUUCUGCUGCUCCUCCUUUCUACCCCUCUCAGUUCAUGCCUCCUGCCUCAUCUCAGGCUGCACCACCCACCUUCCCCAGACAUCCUUUCUCUGCAAGCCAGCAGGCUCCCAGUGCACCCCCUCUCUCCUCUCCCUCCACUGCAUCCUUCUCUCCUCCUCCUUUCUCAUCGGGAGCCUCGUUCCAGCACGGCGGGCCGGGUUCUCCCACUGCCUUCCUCCCGCCUCCACCAACUGGAGCCUCAGGUACUCAGGCUGAGCCCGACAUGAUCCCAGCCUCCCAGAGAACAGGGGGAAUUACCCAAGAUGCAACCUGGUUUUACGAAGGGCCCCAGAACGGCUGGAAUGAUCCUCCCGCUCUCAUCCGAGGAUCCAAGAAGAAGAAGGUCCCAGAAAACUACACUCCUCCUGCUCCAAUCACAGCCCCUAUCAUGGCUCCACUAGGAGAGCCGCAGCCUAUAGCCACCAUGCAGCCGUCUCUUCAACCGCAGCAGCUUCCUCCACAGCCAGCUGGUGUUCCUGCUCCCUUCAACCCCAUCCAACAACAGCCACAGGCUCCUACACUCAGAAACCCUGCCAUGCCCAGCAUGCCUCUGGAGGGGCCACCAGGGGCACCCACUGGGGAUAUCAUACAGCCAAUGCAGUCCCUCCCUACUGAGAAGAUCACAAAGAAGCCCAUCCCAGACGAGCACCUCAUUCUCAAGACAACGUUCGAGGGCCUGAUCCAGAAGUGCUUGGCUGCUGCCACAGACCCUCAAACCAAAAGGAAGUUGGAUGAUGCUAACAAGAGACUAGAGUCCCUUUAUGACAAACUGAGAGAGCAAACUCUUUCUCCGGCCAUCGUGGGCGGCCUGCACAACAUGGCUCGGAGCAUCGAGUCACGCGCCUACACCGACAGCCUCAACAUCCACACACACAUCGUCAGCAACAGUAACUUCAGCGAGACCUCCGCCUUCAUGCCAGUGUUGAAGGUGGUGCUAACGCAGGCUAAUAAGCUGGGCGUCUGAUGCCAUGUGUGCGCACUCAAUACUCACCAGUAUUCCCGCAACUCCAACACAAGCCAUCAGUCAAUAAGGACCAACUCAUAUUGACAUGCUUUGCCAGUCUUAAAUCUGGAAUAGGGCAAUCCAGCUUACAGGCGUUUCUUUACUUUUUUUUUUUUUUUUUUUUAUUAAGUUUUUGGUCUUGUACAUGUUUAUGUUUCCAUUAUUUCAUAUUUGUAAUCGUGGCAGAGCAGAGUGCAAUGGGGGUGUUUCCCCCUCUUUUUUUUUUUUUUUUUUUGUUUUGUUUUGUUUUGUUUUGUUUUGUUUGAGUCUAUGUUUUUGGGCAACUCAUAGGAUUCACAGCCUGGAGAAAUCAAUCACGUGCCAGACCGGAUUUGUCAGAUAUUUGCUAUUAUGUAAUUGAGCUCUGGCUUAUCAUUUUAGAUUUUUUUUUUCUUCCCUUCUAAUUUUUGUCUGUAAGAAUUUUAGGCUAUCGCUUUGUGUGCUAAUUAGAAGCCUUGCCAUUUCAGUGAUGUUCAAUGCAAUUUCCUGCAAAAAAAAAAAAAAAAUGUAAUUGCAUUUUAUCCGUUUACCAGGAUCUACAUAAUCUUGGUAACAAGGAAAUAUUUUCAAUAAAUGUUAUUUAUUUAAAUCUUUUAAGAUUUGAGUUAAUCAGUAACUAUACAGCAUUAGCAAACCAAGGCUGCCUAGUUAUAUGGCUGUCUAGUUUUAUUUCUUUCUAUAGUAAUUUGAAAAUUUGAUGCCAGAGAGAGAUGUCUGAAAUGGUUUCGAAGUAUCACAGUUGUCUACUGCAGAAAUAGUGGAAUGAAAGUGGUAGACUCACUGUAGUCCUUCUUUUACACCAGGAAUUGGUUUGAAAUAAAAGGAAAUAUUUUAGUGCUCAAUAUCACCAACCAUUCACAAUAUUCUGACACUUAUAUCAUGUAAUCUUAAAUGAUGGCACGAUAUUUUAGAGCCACUGCUGGUUUAAACGGUAGGGAACGAUAUCCCAGAGAGAAAACUAGCCACUGGUAACAUCAAUUUAAUCAUUCUCACCACUCCUGUUCAAACUCCUUAUUUUGUAUACAAGUUCUGUACCCUAUAAUUUUGAGGGGGAAUCAAUGCACAAUGUUUAAAUGACUGUUGUAAAAAUUGGAUGAGGGUGUUGCAUUUUAAUGAAGUGGUCAAAUAAAGUGCUCAAUAUUUCUCA
Molecule: messenger RNA, 6258 nt
Organism: Ictalurus punctatus (channel catfish)
Lineage: Eukaryota; Metazoa; Chordata; Actinopteri; Siluriformes; Ictaluridae
Gene: sec31a
Product: SEC31 homolog A, COPII coat complex component
Exons: 29
Coding region: 195-5072 (1625 amino acids)
Biological process (GO): COPII-coated vesicle cargo loading; intracellular protein transport; endoplasmic reticulum organization
Cellular component (GO): endoplasmic reticulum exit site; COPII vesicle coat
Molecular function (GO): protein binding; structural molecule activity
Source: RefSeq, a predicted model, not a curated record